AUGGGCGGCAGCACCGUCACCAACGCCAUGAUGUACGUGCGCGGCCACCCCGCCGACUACGACGAGUGGGAGCGCCUGGGCAACGCCGGCUGGGGCUACCGCCACGUGCUCCCGUACUUCCGCAAGUCGGAGAACGUGCAGAUCCCGGAGCUUCGCAGCAGCCCUUUCCACGGCACGGAGGGCCCGCUGCCCGUCAGCUACUCGCCCUUCGCCUCGCGCCUCAGCGACCUCUUCCUGGAGGCGGCCCGGGAGAAGGGCAUCCCGCAGGUGGACUACAACGGGCAGUCGCAGAUGGGCGUGUCGCGCAUCCAGACGACCACGUGGCGCGGCGAGCGCUGGAGCACCAACCGCGCCUUCCUCUUCCCCACCAAGCGCCGGCGCAACCUGUUCGUGCGCAAGCGCGCGCUCGUCACGCGCGUGCUGCUGGACGCGGCCGCCAGGCGCGCUGUGGGCGUGCGCUACGAGCGCGACGGCGCCAGUCACGUGGCCACGGCCAGAAGGGAGGUGGUGCUGUGCGCAGGCGCUAUCAACACCCCGCAGCUUCUGAUGCUCUCUGGCGUCGGCCCCAGCCACCACUUGCGAGACAUGGGCAUCCCCGUGCGGAAGGACCUCCCGGUCGGCCAGAACCUCGUCGACCACACCAUGUUUUUUGGACUCGCGUUGCUUUUCAACGAGUCGGUGGCUCCGAGCGAAAAUGUAUUUCAUGAGCUUGAAAAUUAUGUCGAUUAUUUCUCGAAGAGACAGGGGCCACUGUCUAAUAUAGAAUUCUUAGAAAUGGUGUAUUAUUUUCAAGCAGGCCGGCCAAUAUUUGAUUCGGCACCCAAUAUGGAAAUGUAUAUGUUUGACUAUCCGCCAGUUGUAAAUUAUGACAAUUCUAAUGUGAAUAUUUAUCAAAACUUAACUGGAAAACACUCCUCUCUUCCUGUUCUCGUACCUCUCCGGCCUGCAAGCAAAGGAAACGUCACUCUUGCCUCGACGGAUAUUCACGUUCAACCGAAAAUCUUUCCCAACUUCUUCGGCGAAGAAGAGGAUGUUAAGAAUGCUGUGGAAGGGUUGAAGAAAAUGUUGGAGCUGUUCCAAACUCAGGCGUUCCAGAAAGUGGGCACCAAGUUGUUUGACGAGAAGCUGCCAACGUGUGAGAACCACGAAUUUGCCUCUGAUGACUAUUGGGCGUGCGUUCUAAAACGGUUCUCGCUUACGUCCUUCCACCCGUGCUGCACUUGUCGCAUGGGGCCCAAGGACGACGUCUCUUCUGUGGUGGAUCCUGAUCUGCGGGUGAAAGGAAUAUUCAACCUGAGAGUGGCGGAUGCUUCGGUCUUCCCUACUAUGGUCUCUGGGCAUUUGCAAGCACCAGCGCAAAUGGUUGCAGAAAAAGCGGCAGAAAUGAUUUUGAAUUCCCAUUGA
This is a messenger RNA of Gryllus bimaculatus (two-spotted cricket), 1404 nucleotides long. The record is from the annotation of a GenBank genome assembly. Lineage: Eukaryota; Metazoa; Arthropoda; Insecta; Orthoptera; Gryllidae.